UACUGUGGUUUCCAGGGGAACUCGGGGCUGGGCUUCAGCAUCGCAGGCGGCACCGACAACCCUCACAUCGGUGAAGACCCCAGCAUCUUCAUCACCAAAGUGAUCCCCGGAGGAGCGGCGGCGCAGGAUGGACGGCUCAGGGUCAAUGACGUCAUCCUGAGAGUCAACGAGGUGGAUGUUCGGGACGUGACCCACAGCCGAGCCGUGGAGGCGCUGAAGGAGGCGGGAUCUCUGGUCCGACUCUACGUCCGCAGGAGGAAACCCGUCUCAGAGAAAGUGAUGGAGAUCAAGCUGGUGAAAGGACCCAAAGGUCUCGGCUUCAGUAUAGCGGGCGGCGUGGGGAACCAGCACAUCCCCGGCGACAACAGCAUCUACGUCACCAAGAUCAUCGAAGGCGGAGCGGCUCAUAAAGACGGGCGGCUGCAGAUUGGAGACAAACUGCUGGCUGUGAACAGCUCCUGCCUGGAGGAGGUGAGCCACGAACACGCCGUCACUGCCUUGAAAAACACUCCCGACGUGGUCUACUUGAAAGUGGCUAAACCCAACAGUGUCUUCAUGAACGACAGCUUCGCUCCGCCCGACCUCACCAACUCGUACUCCCAGCGCAUGGAGAACCAUAUCAGCCCCCCCAACUUCCUGGGUCAGCCCCUCCCUCCGCCAGCAUCCUCGGGGCGUUACUCCCCGACCCCGAAGAGCACGCUGGGAGACGACGACGUCACCCGGGAGCCGAGGAAGGUGGUGCUUCACAGAGGAGCGACGGGACUAGGCUUCAACAUCGUGGGCGGGGAGGACGGCGAGGGGAUCUUCAUCUCCUUCAUCCUCGCCGGAGGACCUGCUGACCUCAGCGGAGAGCUGAGGAAAGGAGACCGACUCGUCUCCGUGAACGGCGUGGACCUCCGUAACGCCACCCACGAACAGGCGGCCGCCGCCCUGAAGAACGCCGGGCAGACAGUGACCAUCGUCGCCCACUACAGACCAGAAGAGUACAGCCGGUUUGAGGCAAAGAUCCACGACCUGAGGGAGCAGAUGAUGAACAGCAGCAUCAGCUCGGGCUCCGGGUCUCUGCGGACGAGUCAGAAGAGGUCGUUGUACGUCAGAGCUCUGUUCGACUACGAUAAGACGAGAGACUCCGGUCUGCCGAGUCAAGGCCUGAACUUUAAGUUCGGGGACAUCCUUCACGUGGUGAACGCCUCCGACGACGAGUGGUGGCAGGCGAGGCAGCUGACGGCGCAGGGAGAGGUGGAGGAGGUGGGGGUCAUCCCCAGCAAGAGACGGGUGGAGAAGAAGGAGAGGGCGAGGUUAAAGACGGUGAAGUUUAACGCCAAGUCUCGGGACAGAGGGGACAACAGCGAGGACGUGCUGUCCAAGGGACACAGUGGGCAGGAGGAGUACGUGCUGUCCUACGAGCCCGUCGUUCAGCAGGAAGUGAACUACACCCGCCCCGUCAUCAUCCUCGGCCCCAUGAAGGACCGCAUCAACGACGACCUGAUCUCAGAGUUCCCCGACAAGUUCGGAUCCUGCGUCCCUCACACGACCCGGCCGAAGCGGGACUACGAGGUGGACGGCAGAGACUAUCACUUCGUGGUCUCCAGAGAGCAGAUGGAGAAGGACAUCCAGGACCACAAGUUCAUCGAGGCGGGGCAAUACAACAACCACCUGUACGGGACCAGCGUGCAGUCGGUCCGGGAGGUGGCGGAGAAGGGCAAACACUGCAUCCUGGACGUGUCAGGUAACGCCAUCAAGAGACUCCAGCUGGCUCAGCUCCACCCCAUCGCCAUCUUCAUCAAACCCAAAUCUGUGGAGAACAUCAUGGAGAUGAACAAGCGUCUGACGGAGGAGCAGGGCAAGAAGACCUUCGACCGAGCAAACAAGCUGGAGCAGGAGUUCACCGAGCAUUUCACAGCCAUCGUGCAGGGCGACACGCUGGAGGAGAUCUACGACCAGGUGAAGCAGAUCAUCGAGGAGCAGUCGGGUCCCUUCAUCUGGGUUCAGUCCAAGGAGAAGUUAUGAAGACGGCCGCUCCUCCUCCUCGUUGUGACGGACGAGUCGACCUGCAGACGUCCCCUCCCCCACGCCUCGCCCUCCACUCGCCCCAUCAGCGACGCAGCGGCCGACCCGAGUUCAGUUUAGCUUCUUUUCUUUUCUUUUUUUGCCUGAUAAGACUUCAUGUUUGGGUUUCCUGACCAGCAGAGCAAAGCACACAGGAAGUUUGAUGACAUCACACUCAACGCGGUACAGCUCCUUAAUGUUUAAGGGAGGAGAACUUUAGCGGAGAAGACGAGGAAGGUACCUGGAAGUGACGAGAAGAAAUGUACGAAGUGGAUUUUAUGUUUAGUUUUUUCUUUGUGGGUUUUUUCCCCUUUUUUUGUCUUGUAAGGUAAGCAGGUGGGCGGAGUUUCAGUCUCAGGCAGCGUCUGUCGGUCCGGAGGAGGCGGAGACACAAAAAGCAAAACUUUGCACGUUUGAGCUUUAACAGCAUGUCAGUUAAUCCCGUUUAUUUUCCCAUCAGCCCCUUCGCCUCACGUCUGAUGUCACCGCUUUUCUCUUCUGCUCGUUUUUUAGACUCGAUUCACGUUUCGUUUGUUUUUUAUUUUCGCUCCUCGCUGCUGCUGGAUGUUCGUCAGGACGCUGCGAGGUUCCUGCUCUGCUGCUAGAGGGCGCCGCAAGGCUUAACGAAGGAAAACGACAAUUUACUUUGUUUUUAAAGGAAUUUAUAAUUUCCUGUCAACGAGAAAGAAUCUGACAGAUUUUCUGAUUUCGGGGAUGAAAAAAUAAAAGCUUUGAUGUUUCUGCGGACGUCGAAUCGUUUCUCACCAAAACACCGAGACAGAAAAAUCUAAAUAUUUUUAUAGAUGAAAAUAAGCUGAGUGCAAUCAUCAAAAAUUAUAAAUCAUAUCUAUGAAAAAUAUUUUAUUCAUUAACGUGUUUAAUUUCACUAAAACACCAAAUGCAAGACAGAAAUUCCCAAAUAUGUUUAUUUUAUUACCAGAAAAAUCUCAAUAUUAGAAAUAACAGAAAUAACUAUUUUAUUUUACUAAAGAAAAUUAUCUCAGAAUUUUAUGAAACUCUGAUUAUGCCAAAUAUGGUUUAUGGUAAAAUCUAAUUUAAGAAAAUUAAAUAUUAAAAUCAAGAAAAAUGCAACAAACAUUUCCUGUUACAAAAACUGCUCAUAAUUAAUGAAAAACUGAUUUUUAUAAAAGAUCUGGAACAUCAAGAAAGAAAUAAUCGAAUACAAAAAGAAUUUGAAUCACCAGAAAAUGCAAAACAAAUUAAAGUUUAGAAUAACUUAAAAUCCCAAAUCCGUAUUUUAUUUACAAACGCACCAGAAUCAUAAGAAAAAAUAGAUUUAAUAUUUUAUUAUAACCCCUAAAACCUUAAAAGUAAAAGAUUUUAUUUUACCAAAAUAUAAAACUUCCUGAAAACAGUGAAACAAGAAUUAUAAUAAUUUUUAUUACAACAAUCUAUUUUAUUAUAAUGAAACUGUAACACUUAUGAAAACUUAAAAUUGAAAAUUAGAAAAUAUUUAAAAGCACGUCAGAGCUGCAGACAGAACACGAGGAAGUAACGCCGACGUUUACGUCUCGUUCUCGCGAGAUCUGAACUCGUGAUUUUAGAUUCUCUUCAGCUGAUUUUCUUUCUCUUUUUUUCCCACUUGGACGAGUUCACAGUCGCGUGACGCAGUGGCGCCCUCUGCAGGUAGAACCCCGCCGGUCGUCGCGGUGACGUCCAUCAGCGUCGCCAGUGUCUUACCACAAAAACGAUGUCGAUCAUGCGAUUCGCGCGGCGAGCCCGGAGACGAGCUGCCACCUCCGGGCGUCCACAGGUGUCGGAAACACGAUUAUUGUACAAUGAGAUUUUGACAGAUAUUUAACCCUCGGUAAACUGCCUAUUUUGUUAUAAUAAAGUCUAUAUUGAACUUUACUUAAGCACUACUACUACGGGAAUUAUUUUCUUUGCAUUGUUAAUCAUAUAUGAAUAGAAAAGUAUAAAGAUAUUUGAAUAUGAAUAUAUAUUUUUUCUUUUUCUUUGAUCACCACCUCCUCUGUCUUUUAAUUUUCUUUUUUAAGCAUAAUAAAAACUUAACAAGAAAA
Molecule: messenger RNA, 4091 nt
Organism: Neolamprologus brichardi
Lineage: Eukaryota; Metazoa; Chordata; Actinopteri; Cichliformes; Cichlidae
Source: RefSeq, a predicted model, not a curated record